AUGAGUCCAAAGAAGGUCACGAUCAUCGGAUCUGGAAACUGGGGUUCGGCCAUCGCUAGAAUCGUCGGAAACACAACGAAAAGCUUCCCCGAUCAGUUCGACCCACAAGUGCGUAUGUAUGUUUAUGAAGAGAUCGUAAACGGAGAAAAACUGUCGGAAGUUAUCAACACUCGUCACGAGAACAUAAAAUACCUCCCAGGAAAGAUUCUGCCAGAGAAUGUCGUCGCUGUUACCGAUUUGGUUAAAUCAUGCGAAGGAUCAAAUAUUCUCAUCUUCGUUGUGCCACAUCAGUUUGUCAAGGGACUUUGCGAGAAGUUGGUUGGAAAGAUUCCAGCCGAUACCCAGGCUAUCUCAUUGAUCAAGGGAGUGUCGACUGGAGGGAUCGAACGUGGAGGGCUCAAGUUGAUUUCAGAGGAAAUCAAGGAAAUCCUCAAAAUCGAAGUCAGUGUGUUGAUGGGCGCGAAUCUCGCUCCAGAAGUCGCUAAUGAUAACUUCUGUGAAGCCACAAUUGGAUGUAAGAGGAAAGCAGAAGAUGGACCUCUUCUCAAGAAGCUCUUCCACACUGACAACUUCCGAAUCAACGUUGUUGAAGAUGCUCAUACUGUCGAAUUGUGUGGUGCUCUGAAGAAUGUCGUAGCGUGUGCUGCUGGCUUCACCGAUGGACUCGGUUAUGGUGACAACACAAAAGCUGCUGUUAUCAGAUUAGGUCUGAUGGAGACAACGAAGUUCGUCGAGCACUACUAUCCUGGAUCAAAUCUCGAGACAUUCUUCGAGUCUUGUGGAAUUGCUGAUCUCAUCACUACUUGUUACGGUGGACGUAAUCGCAAGGUUUGCGAAGCAUUUGUGAAAACUGGAAAGACACUGGCCGAGGUUGAGAAGGAGUUGCUGAACGGACAGAGUGCCCAAGGACCAUUGACAGCAGAAGAAGUCUAUUUGAUGAUGAAGAAGACUGGGCUUGAUGCCAAAUUCCCACUGUUCACCGCUGUUCACAAGAUCUGCGCUGGAGAGAUGAAACCAGCUGAACUCGUCGAUUGUCUUAGAAAUCACCCAGAGCACAUGUAA
Molecule: messenger RNA, 1062 nt
Organism: Caenorhabditis briggsae
Lineage: Eukaryota; Metazoa; Nematoda; Chromadorea; Rhabditida; Rhabditidae
Gene: Cbr-gpdh-2
Product: Protein CBR-GPDH-2
Exons: 6
Coding region: 1-1062 (353 amino acids)
Biological process (GO): carbohydrate metabolic process; glycerol-3-phosphate catabolic process
Cellular component (GO): cytosol; glycerol-3-phosphate dehydrogenase (FAD) complex
Molecular function (GO): glycerol-3-phosphate dehydrogenase [NAD(P)+] activity; NAD binding; protein homodimerization activity
Source: RefSeq, a predicted model, not a curated record